AUGGUGCUGGUGCUGGUGCUGGUGCUGGUGCUGGUGCUGGUACUGGUGCUGGUGCGGGUGCUGGAGGUGGUGGUCAAGGAGAGUGAUGGUGGUGUCGAGGCGGCGCUGGUGGUGGUGAGGGAGGUGAAGGAGAGGCUGGCAGAGAAGGUGGUGGUCGAGUUGGAUGGUUGGGACUUUUCGCCAAAGGUGGCAGAGGCCUCUCCUCAGGUCGAAGUCCUCAGGGGAGAGCUGGUCGCCCUCCUCGAGUCGGCCAACGUCUCCAAGAUUGUCCUCCGCAAUGUGCAGCACACUGGCCGGCUGCUGACCAACAAGAUGGCAAAGACGCUGGUUGGUAUCGAGGUUCAUGAGACCAUCUUCCACGAGCACGACGGUCUUGUCCUCGGCUCGCUCAUCAUCUCCUCGCCGGUCAUCGAGUCGGUCGUCUUCUCGGGCAACGACUCGUACUCCAAGGGCAUCAUUUCGCUCUGCGCCAAGCUCGGCAAGUCGCAGACGCUCAGGACGCUUGACUUUUCACACAACAACUUUAUGGGCUUUGUGGGCAACGUCAUCUCGCAGGUGGUUGAGUCGGCCAAGGCGCUGGCCCACAUCUCGCUCGCCCACAACCAGCUCCGCUCGCUCGGCGUCCGGCCUAUUGCUCGCGCCCUUGCCAACUCGACGCAGCUCAUCAGCAUCGACCUCACUGACAACCACAUCGAAAAGGCUGGCCUUGACGACCUCAUCCAGGCUGUCGAGGCUCUGCCUGCGGGCCUCCCGCUCGAGACCGUGGUCCUCGACGAGAACCCGGCGCUGAGCGCAGCGGACCUGGCUCGGCUGGCUGCAGCAAUGGGCAGCGACCGGGCGUGA
Thecamonas trahens ATCC 50062 is the source of this 843-nucleotide messenger RNA. RefSeq lists its product as uncharacterized. Gene Ontology annotation, molecular function: small GTPase binding; GTPase activator activity. Gene Ontology annotation, cellular component: cytosol; perinuclear region of cytoplasm; nucleus. Lineage: Eukaryota; Apusomonadida; Apusomonadidae. The record is from RefSeq and is a predicted model, not a curated record. Gene Ontology annotation, biological process: activation of GTPase activity; nucleocytoplasmic transport. The transcript is spliced from 2 exons. The coding region runs from base 1 to 843 and encodes 280 amino acids.